UGAUCGACUUUGGGCAAAUCGCUUAGCUUUCUAGACCUCGGAUUUCUUGUCUCUUUAACGCGGAGAGGGAACCGCAGCUGGAUGACGCCCAGGGCAGCGGCGGACACCCGGGCGGCUCGGCCGGAGCAGAGCGCGCGACACGCGCCCGGGAACUUUGCCCGGAGCGCGGGGCCGGGACCCCCAGCGCCGGGGCUGAGGGCCCCCUCCAAGGGAGCGCACCCGUGGCGCCCCUCCUCUCUCCUCCACGUCACGGGGGCCGCUCGGCGCUCUCCCACCCCCGGCUGAGGGGGAGCGACUGCCUUCGCGGAGGCGGCGAAGGAGCAGGAGGCGGGAGCAAGUCGCCGCCACCGCGCCGCAGAGCGGCCGGGAGCCCGGAGCCCGGAGCCCGGAGCGCAGCGCGCGGCCCAGCGGGGCGGCCUCUGCGUUCGCGAACGCCCCGCUCCCUCUCAAUGAAGAUAUUCAGAUGUUGUUUUAAAUACACCCUACAGCAGAAAGUUUUCAUCCUGUUUUUAACCCUGUGGCUGCUCUCCCUGGUGAAGCUUCUAAACAUAGGAAGACUCCUCUUCCCUCAAAAAGACAUUUACUUGGUUGAGUACUCCCUAAGUACCUCCCCCUUUGUAAGGAACAGAUACACUCAUGUUAAGGAUGAAGUCACAUAUGAAGUUAACUGUUUGAGAGUCUAUGAACAGGAGCCUUUGGAAAUUGGCAAGACUCUGGAAAUAAGAAGAAGAGACAUCAUCGACUUGGAUGAUGAUGAUGUUGUGGCAAUGACCAGUGAUUGUGACAUUUAUCAGACCCUAAGAAGGUAUCCUCAAAAGCUUGUUUCACAGGAAGAGAAAAGCUUCCCAAUAGCCUAUUCUUUGGUUGUUCACAAAGAUGCAAUUAUGGUUGAAAGGCUAAUUCAUGCUAUAUAUAACCAGCACAAUAUUUACUGCAUCCAUUAUGACCAUAAGUCACCCGACACCUUCAAAGUUGCCAUGAACAAUUUAGCUAAGUGCUUCUCCAAUAUUUUCAUUGCUUCCAAAGUAGAGACUGUGCAAUAUGCCCACAUUUCCAGACUCCAAGCUGAUUUAAAUUGCUUGUCAGACCUUCUCAAGUCUUCAGUCCAAUGGAAGUAUGUUAUCAACCUGUGUGGGCAAGACUUUCCUUUGAAGUCAAACUUUGAAUUAGUGUUAGAGCUGAAGAAACUCAAUGGAGCAAAUAUGUUAGAGACAGUGAAACCCCCUAACAGUAAAAUGGAAAGAUUCACUUAUCGCCAUGAACUCAGACAGGUGCCUUAUGAAUAUAUGAAGCUACCAAUAAAGACAAACAUCUCCAAAGAAGCCCCACCUCAUAACAUUGAGAUAUUUGUUGGCAGUGCUUAUUUUGUUUUAAGUCGAGCAUUUGUUAAAUAUGUUUUCAACAACUCCCUUGUUAAAGACUUUUUUGCCUGGUCUGAAGAUACAUACUCGCCUGAUGAGCAUUUCUGGGCUACCUUAAUUCGGGUACCAGGAAUACCUGGGGAGAUUUCUAGAUCAGCCCAGGAUGUGUCUGACCUGCAGAGUAAGACCCGCCUUGUCAAGUGGAGUUAUUAUGAAGGCCUUUUCUAUCCCAGUUGUACUGGCUCUCACCUCCGAAGUGUGUGUAUCUAUGGAGCAGCAGAAUUAAGGUGGCUUCUACAAGAUGGACAUUGGUUUGCUAAUAAAUUUGAUUCUAAGGUGGAUCCUGUCUUGAUUAAAUGCUUGGCAGAAAAGCUUGAAGAACAACAGAGAGAGUGGAUCACAUUAUCUUCAGGAAAGUUAUUUAUGGAUGAAAAUCUCACAGUCACAUCAUGAUAAAAUCAUGAUGGGAAUAAGGUGACAAACGGAGUUAAUGUGGAGUCGUGUGCUAUACCAUGUCCAGCGCCAUCUGAGCUUCACCUUCUCAUGUUUGAAAGGUGUCUAAAAUUCCACAUGUAGGAAAAAGUGACCCAGCCUUUGGUGACAGCCUGCAUUUGGUUGGGUACUUCUGUUUGUUUUUGCCUGUAAUCUCACUGAGCUAAAUCAGAGAACUUAAACAGUCAUCGGUUAUUUAUUGAGCUCCUAUUGUAUGCCAGGCACUUCUUUAGAGAUGUGUAGCAAUUAAAUCCAAGUUUUAAUGAGCUAUACAAUGCCUCAAGGGACCAUACUCAUACGGCAACCUCAAUAUCUUCUGCACAUAACAAUCAGGAUCCUACUGAAGAAGGUUUGGAGUGUGUGGUAAUCACCCAUAUAAACCACCCAUUUCAGAAUAGCAUUGAAGUACAGUGACCAACACUCCACUUGUCUUUUAAUUCAACUCCCUUGAUUUUCUCUAACCAUUAGAAUAUUAGAAGGAGAGACUCCACUACCUCAGAAGAGUUCAAAGUUCGAUUUCCUCCCUGCCAAAGCAUAAUUUACCUUCUGGUGCCUCAUUCAUUCAGUUCAGGGUCGGCAGACUCUGUGAGUGGGGCAUUCAUAAUGUCUGAAUGUUAGGGAAGCAGUGGGAAUGUCUAGAGGGAUUGGGAUAGGUGGUGCCUGAAGAGGAACAAAAGGAUUUGUAUAAUUUUUGCAUCAUGUUACACAAUGUGUCAUGAUGGCCUCCUUUUUAAUUCACCUGUUUCUUUAAAACACAUUUACUGAUUAAAAAUGAGAACUGGUUAUACUCCAGAACAUGGAAGUUAAGUCUUCCAGUUCAUAGAUUAUCAUUAUAUGUAAGUUUCUUUACAAUGGAAUUAGUAUAAUUUUGUUUUAUGGAACUACCAAGCUAAGAGUCACUGAAUUUUCUUGAAAAGGUUAUGUGAAAUAUGACAGCUUUAUAAAUUAAUUAUUAUGGUCAUUUAAAAAAAAUUUCUUCUCCAGCAACUGUCCAAGUGGAACCCAAACUUAAAAUUAUGAAACUCUACAUUCAUUGCAGUCUUCUUCUCAGCUUAGAUCCAGAGAGAAGAAGCUAAUUUUCCUAAGGACAUAGCAAGAAUAUUGAUGAAAGAUGUUUUGUAAAACCUACACCUUAUAAAACUACCAAAUGAGUCAAAUAUACACAGAUUUUAAUGUAACUAUGUUGGGUUGGAGAUGAAAUGGGGCAGGAGCAGGGUUCUGAGAACAGACUAUAACAUUAUUAUGUUUCUUAGGAAAUCGUGGAACUCAUGUAAAAAUUUCUUGGUGAUCUUAUGUUUCAAUGUCAGCCUCAGGAACUAUGUAAAGGUGCAGUAAUCAAGGCCAGUGUGAGACUAUUUGGAAGACUGAAGUAUUUAAGUAUUUUUUUAAAUGUCUGUGUUCUAAACGUCUAGGAAACGAACUCAGCUUGUUUUAACGUUUGUGAUGCUAACUGCCAAGCAGCACCACCUCGCUCUUCUCCUGAGCUCCGUUUUCUUCCUUUCUUUUCCCUGCCCGCUUCAAAUGACUUCAUUUUUCAGAAAACAGCUAUUAUCAAGUCCCUGUUCUUAAAAAAGAAGUGACUAUUCGAGCUGAGUUCUACAGAACAUCCUCACCAGUUCAUUAGUGUGUAUGACCGUGACAAGCUGUCACUUUGGUCUAUGAGCCUAUUACUGGUCUUUGAAACGAGUACUUGGUUGUCUAUCCUGGCUUCCUCGCAAGUUUAUUGUGAGACUCAAUUGAAAUAGUAUAUGAAAAAGGCAACAAACUGUUGAAAUGUUAGAGAGCAACGUUACUGUAGAUCCAACUCCGUUGUGAGACUUAACCAUUUAUCUUUUCUGAAAAACCUUCAAAAGAUUUUAAAAAGCUACAAAUGCAGGGGCAACUUCUGUAACCGAAUCCAGGUCUGAAGAAACUCCCGUCACCACGUCUCGGGGUUAUUUCUAAACUAUCAAGAUUAAGAAUUUAGUCCCGUGACUUAGAGCGGGAAUAGGGGUUGAAGUACUUUUCCUGUCAUCCAGGCUUAAACAUGCAAGGUGAAGUCUUGGUGUUUAGCCUUUGGUUGUCAGAGUAAAUGCAAAGGCUGAAAAAUAAAUGUCAGCCUCUUGUUCCUGUGUCUUGCUUCCUGGUGAGAAAUGAUUCUACCUCUUGUUUCCUGAGAAAUUUCUCAGUUGUUAAUCAGUUUAACGCCAUGUCCAAAUGAAACAUGGAACCAUGAAGAGGCGGCAGUGCUUUCUUUUCUCCAUUAACAAACACAUGUCUCAGGAUUCAAUUCCUAACUUUCCAGGGAGCUGGUCAGAACACGCUUUUGCCUUGAGAAUCCUGCAGAUUCCCUGCAUGCCUUUCAAACUGAUCCUCCCCUAAAACUUUUGGUAUGAUUACCUCUGGUCUGGAGAAUGUUCUGCAGUCUGUGUUUCAUAAUUAUUUUCUGCAUAGUAUGUAUCGAAUCUAGACUCUUAAGUUAUUUGGCGAUGAGCCCAGGACCUUGGUAUUUGCGAAUUGUAUUAGAUAAUAUUAAUAAUGAAAGAGCUACCAAUUCUAUAUAUAAUGUGUGUGUGUAUAUGUGUAUAUAUAUACAUAAAUAUACACACACAUAUUAUCUGAACAAACUGCUGUAAUAUUAUAAUACAGUGUUGCUGCUGUUCUUAAUAUUUUGGUUUUUUUUAAGUGAAAUAUAUAUAAAUAUUUAAAUUUGUAGAGUUAAAUCUGAAAAUUUCUCUUGCUUUCCAGAGUGUGAAUGUUUUAUAUAUAGGCUAUGAAAUGACAGUCUUCUCUGGGGAUGUAAAGUGAAUGUUACCCUAUGAUCGUUAUAACUGUUUUCCUUAUUGAUGAUGAUGGAAUGAGAGUUUUGAUUUUUUAAAAUUUUCUUAUCAACUGGUCUCUAAGUCUCCUGCUGUGUAUGUGUGUGUGUUUUAUCAUUUUCAAAAGACAAUUUCCCAUUAUAUAAGUUUUAGAUAGAUUGAUAUUGCAUUUUUAUGUUUGCUGCUACUAGAUGUUAAUUCUCCACUACUGUAAAAUAAAAUAUGCUCCAAAAACCAAA
Messenger RNA from Pteropus alecto (black flying fox), 4890 nucleotides. It is a transcript of the gene GCNT4, whose product is annotated as glucosaminyl (N-acetyl) transferase 4, core 2. Gene Ontology annotation, cellular component: membrane. The transcript is spliced from 2 exons. Gene Ontology annotation, molecular function: acetylglucosaminyltransferase activity. The coding region runs from base 450 to 1814 and encodes 454 amino acids. NCBI's taxonomy places the organism in Eukaryota, Metazoa, Chordata, Mammalia, Chiroptera, Pteropodidae. The record is from RefSeq and is a predicted model, not a curated record.